This is a messenger RNA of Stegastes partitus (bicolor damselfish), 2272 nucleotides long. RefSeq names its product fibronectin type III and SPRY domain containing 2 (gene fsd2). Lineage: Eukaryota; Metazoa; Chordata; Actinopteri; Pomacentridae. The transcript is spliced from 12 exons. Gene Ontology annotation, molecular function: protein binding. The record is from RefSeq and is a predicted model, not a curated record. Bases 10 to 1899 code for a protein of 629 amino acids.
ACUGCCCUCAUGGACCUGUAUGAGAUCAGAGGAGGCAGGCUGGAUGUGAUCGCAGAGGAAGGUGAGCUGAGCAGAGAGUCGGCCACCAUGGAGACGUUCAAUGUGGCCGCAGACAGUGGAGGGAGGACGGCCCGAGAUGUUUCCACCUUCCAGAGGUUCUCCGUCGGCACCAAUGAGUCCCUUCGUUUUGAGCCCUGUGAGGACAGCACUCCAUCUCCCACUGGAGCAGAGGAUGGAUGCGAUGAUGACGUGUUUAAGGAGGGAAACGAUGAGAGUGAGAUCAUCUCGAUCAGGAAUCGGCUGCAGGGGAAAGUUGUGGAGAUGGAGAACUUUGCAGGUCAUCUGGAGGAAAUCUUUCUCACUGUGGAGGAGAAUUUUGGCCGACAAGAGCAGCACUUGGAGCAGCACUACAAUGACGUCCUGCAGACGCUCUCUCAGCGAUAUGAUGAGAGGUCGGCUGGACUGGAGGAGGAGAAGAAGAGCAAGCUGGAAGCUCUUUACAACCAGCUGCUGGAUUGUGGUCGGGCUCUGGAUUCCUCCAAGGAGCUCAUUGAGACGGCCCAGGAGAUCUACCGCAGCCAGGACAAGAGGCUCUUCCUCAAGACAGUUAUGCCCACCAUUAAGAGAAUCGAGGAGUACGCCAAAGAGGACGUUGACCUGACGUUGGCCACACGUCUUGAGUUUAACACACCACUCGGUGACCUGUCAGACGUCAAAACCAUGAUGGAUUCCAUCAAUGUUGUUCCAGCACCAUCUGCCCCAGUAAUCAACCCGCAGAUGCCCAACUCUGCCACCCAGACGUCCCUGCGGGUUUGCUGGAGCUUGUUCUCUGAUGACACGGUUGAGUACUACGAGCUCUACUACAGACCGGUGCUGGAGGACACGCCGGCAGACAGCACCUGCGCACCACAUGAGAGCAAGGUAAAAGUGAAGGAGACCCACUGUACAGUGACGGAUCUGCUGCCCAACGCUCAGUAUGAGCUCUGGGUGACGGCGACCAACACCACAGGCAUCAGCCCAGCGAGCGAGAAGGCCCUAUACAUGACAGUGCCGUCGCCUCCAGUGAUCAAGCAGAGGGAGUGUACGAGCUGUCCAGAGGCCGCUCUGAUUCGCUGGGAGUCAGGAAACACCAACCCUGUCGACUCUUACACUGUGGAGCUCAGCGAGAUGGGCACUGAUGGCACAGGGAGCGGUAUUACUGAGUCUAUAGUAGCCGUGCCCACCUGUCAGUGUCUGAUCCAGCUGCAGGCAGGACGACGUUACCUCAUCUCAGUGAGAGCAGUCAACAUCGGCGGGCCCAGCGUCAGGAGCGGCGAUACCACUGUCUCCACAACAGGUACAUUCUUCCACCUGCUGGAGGACACUGCCCAUCCUUGCCUGUCAAUCUCAGAGGACGGCUUCACCAUCUUCUACGGAGAUGAGGAACUGCCUAUAAGUGCCAUGGCUCUAGAUGACAACACUUUUUUUACCAGAUGUGUGGCUGUCCUGGGAGAUCUGAUUCCAGUGCGAGGCAGGCACUACUGGGAGGUCGAGGUGGACGACGGGACUGAGUUUCGUAUCGGGGUUGCAUACGAGGACACGGAGAGGAACUCAUACCUCGGGGCCAACAGUACUUCCUGGUGUAUGAGACACAUUCUUAGUCCGUCCAGGCAUAAAUAUGAGUUUCUGCACAACGGUUGGAGUCCUGACUUGAGGAUUACAGUGAACCCAGUGCGGAUCGGACUGGCACUCGACUACGACAGGGGUACUCUGUCCUUCUUUAAUGUGAAUCUGGAACAACACCUUCACACCUUCCACUGUCACUUCCAAAAUUACGUCCAACCCUGCUUCAGCCUGGACAACCCCGGAGCUCUUACUGUGCACAACGGCAUAGAAGCUCCGGAGUACGCAUUCAUCUGACACCAGAAAUCAUAUCUAUUGUAGUAUUGACAUAAAAUAAACUCUAGAGCAAGUGGGACAUGAAAUACAUUGUAAUACUUACUAAAGUCCUAAAUGACAUCCCCGAUAAUAAAAAAAAACCCAAACAUUGGGGGCACCCAUAUUCAUUAAAAAUAAUUUGAGCACCUUCACCCACAAAAAUAAGUUAUUUUCAGUUGUUUUUAUUAUAGUAUUCCAUGGGAACAGGCAUACACCAUUUUCCAAGAUAAGAAAAGGUUUCACUGAAUUGUACAAUAUGUAUUUAAACUGCAGCAGACCAGGUGUUGGAAUUCAAAAGGGCUUGUUUUUGAUUAACAAAAAAAUUCAUGGAAAAAAAAAGAAAUAAAAGUAUUUC